UUAUGCGAACAAUCAUUUUCACAGGAUGCGCCUGUUGAACUUCCAUUUGAGCAGUUGAAAUCGUUAAUUGAGAGACUGGUGAUAGGAGAACCUUUCAGAUGAAUUGGAGUAGCACAUGCUGGGGCAGUCGGGGCAGGCAUUAUGACUGUUGGAUUCCUCUUGAUCCACUGGCUUAUCCAAGCCAUUUUUGAUCCACAGUUAAGCGGAUUUUCGUCUAAGCUCACAAGUUUCAGUGAUUUCAAAUCAAAUGCCGUGCUUCCAAUACACCGAAUUUUGUUUGAGUGAAGUUGUAGAACUUUAAGUUUUGAUAGACCGACAAAUGUUUCAUUCCGAAUACGCGAAAUCUCGUUAUGGUGAAGUGACAAAACCUCCAGCUUCUUUAGAUGUGACAGGUUGUCAGUAUUAAUUUCGCCGAUGGAAUUAUAGUCUAAAUACAGUUCCUUUGUGUUUUCGGGGAUACCAAUUGGGAUAGAUACCAAACCUCGGUUGGUACAAGAAACUUUCACACUAGGUUCCAAAAUUUCAACCACUCCAGGUCGCAUAGCUGUAAAAGUGAUAACAUCAUCCGCGGAUCGUUGA
This is a messenger RNA of Rodentolepis nana, 579 nucleotides long. Lineage: Eukaryota; Metazoa; Platyhelminthes; Cestoda; Cyclophyllidea; Hymenolepididae. The record is from the annotation of a GenBank genome assembly.